CUCCAUUGCAUCCUACAAAGAUUAAAGACUAAAGUAAAAGAGUGGGUUAGAGCUGAGCAAGUGUGUUAGCUAUGGACAAUUCCGGUGUUAUGAAGCUUGUGUGCCUUGUUCUGGCCUGUAUGGUUGUGGCAGCUCCUCAUGCCGUAGAUGCCAUCACAUGUGGGCAGGUGGUGUCCCAGUUGUCUCCAUGCCUCACUUACCUUCGCACUGGUGGCGCGGUGCCUGGGACUUGCUGCAGUGCUGUGAAAUCCCUCAACGCCGCCGUUAAAACCACUCCUGACCGUCAGACCGCUUGUGGUUGCCUCAAAAACGCCUACAAUACCAUUUCCGGCAUCAACGCCGCCUAUGCUGGUGGUCUCCCUGGCAAAUGUGGUGUCAACCUUCCCUACAAGAUCAGCCCCACCAUCGACUGCUCCACGGUGAGGUGAGCUGAUGGCUUGAAGAUGGAAGAAGAUGAAUAAAUAUGUUGAGGUUGCAGUGCUAAGCCCCAUUAGUGGAAGUGGGAGCUUCAAUGUUUUGUGAUCAGUAGUGAUAUAUAGAUAUAAUAGCACCUCUGGUUGUAUCUUACCUUAUGGUGGCUGUAUGGAAUAAUAUGAGUUCGGCUCCUCUGAGAGUUCAUUUCCCCUUCUA
Molecule: messenger RNA, 630 nt
Organism: Macadamia integrifolia
Lineage: Eukaryota; Viridiplantae; Streptophyta; Magnoliopsida; Proteales; Proteaceae
Product: non-specific lipid-transfer protein 1-like
Exons: 2
Coding region: 72-428 (118 amino acids)
Biological process (GO): lipid transport
Cellular component (GO): membrane
Molecular function (GO): lipid binding
Source: RefSeq, a predicted model, not a curated record